This is a messenger RNA of Suillus subalutaceus, 2231 nucleotides long. RefSeq lists its product as uncharacterized. Bases 123 to 2144 code for a protein of 673 amino acids. NCBI's taxonomy places the organism in Eukaryota, Fungi, Basidiomycota, Agaricomycetes, Boletales, Suillaceae. The transcript has a single exon. The record is from RefSeq and is a predicted model, not a curated record.
GUGCUCUCGACGCGUUAAUCUGAUGGUGGUUGAUUUUCUUGUUCUACAUCUUCUCCGUAUUUUAGUUCGUGCCAACCUAUCUCUUCGCAUUCGUUCCUUUAGACCUCUGCGCUGGCGCUGCAAUGUACCAGAUAGACAAAACGAAAAAGGGUCGUUCUUUAUCUUCCGCCGCUCGAACACUUCUCUCUGUGGAUGACUCAGAUGCCGCCGCCUUAAUGCCUGCUAUCAGCGCAGAAAAAAUAUCCACCACUAAAACGACUUCCAAGAAAGCGUUUUCUAAGACAAAAGAUAAAGCAAAGGCGACCUCCAUCAGGCCCGUUCGUGUUGCGGACUACGACUCCCAGGAGAUUACGAACGUACCGAAUCCUGUACCAGACACUGGCCUUCCUCCUCCCAGCGAUAAUAUAGUAUAUUUCACGCCGCCGCCAAUUACUGCAUCUCCUUCGGUAAGCCAUCAGUCCCAGGAGUAUCACGCUGCAGCGACCACUGGAAAGUCCAUCAGCGCGAGUUCUGUGUCAACCUUCACCCCAUUGCCACCACUACUCUCUCUUGAGCCUACACAAACCUCGGACAAUGUGCAUGCUAUCGUAAUAACGUCUAUUCCUUCUCGGACGAGUUCAACUCAGUCCCACAAUGCAGUUCAAUCAGCCCAAGUCCAACAUCCCUCGCCAUUGCACCAAAUCUCAAAACCGGCAAUCAUUGCACUCUCUGUUGUUGGAGGUGUCGUAUUACUGGGGGUAUUCGUCGUGAUAAGGCUUUUGAGACGUCCCCGCCGCCGCAAGUGUCCAACACCCUCUCUCCCCAUUCUCCAGGAUGGUGCCUUCCCAGACCACUUUGAGAGCGAAGGAUCCGGAUCUCCGGUUUUUGGAGGCAAGGAACGAUUCUCGCCCUCGCUGAGGGGUGCACGAGGAAAUACUGGGCUCUGGACAUGGACUCAGUAUCACUCCGGAAUUCCAAAGCCGGCGCCAACUGUUACAGUCUCAAAGUCAACGUCAGGCGAAUCCGUGAAAGGAUCAGGCAGUCAAGAGAACUUGCUUGCCGAGAAAAGGACCUCUUUUGGUGGGCAAGACCAAUACCCUUUCACUGGGCAAGGCAACUUUGGACAAAGGACCCAACCGCCUCUGCAGCCUAUCCAGAAUGCAAUAACUCGCGCGGUCUCUCGGCUCUCCACUGUCUCUAUGUCUCUUUACCCGAACUCGCCGGCCAACACUACAUACUAUGGCGCGACGAACGUAGGUGUAGCCAUAGAGAGCACAGCGCCUCUGACAGGCGAUGGACAAACUAUGACACGUGCAAAGGACAGAGUUGCGGCAGGACGCGCGCGCAAUAGCAUGGUCGCUCCUCCUAACGCCAAGGAUGCCUCCUCGCUGCGACGCUCCCAAAGCUAUGCCUAUGGUGGAAUGGAUACUACCCCAACCUCACCUAGAUCCGGGAGAAGCACGCAGAACGUGGGCCGUACACGCAUCAAAUCAACAUACUACACGCCUGGUUCAUAUCCUCGCGCCUCUGCAGCUCCUUCGGCAUGGUCAAAAGACCGUGGACAGCAAGAUGGCCCCCACCCUGAUCGCACUCAUGAUUUACAACGUUCUGAGUCUCAUCGAGGCCGUGAGACACAGGCGCUAACCUGUGCUCUUGGACUAGCUUCGCCUGUCCCGCCAUCUCCACAUCCAACGCUGUACCCGGACGAUUCCAUGAGUGUGAUCGGAGAAGGAAAGAAGGUCACCGUGACAGGCACGCGCAGUCACAAAAAACCAGUUCCCAAAGCUAUGCUCGAUUACGACAAGUCAUCUUCACCUGACUCUGCAGCGCUUGGAAGUUUGAUGAUGGUGGACUUCGCGGCGUCAAAGUCGACUGCAUCACUGGUAAACAUACGUCCGUGCGAAGCGGCUAGGGAGACGCGUGAGGCGCAAUCCCAGGGAGUGCAGUGUUCCGGGGGGUCCGGCCAACCAAAGACGAGCUCGAAGAAGAGAGUGGAGGACAGACCACCGCGUGUUCCAUCACCUCCACCGUUGCCAUCACUUGCACAGAUGGCACUUGCUCACGCGAACCCUGAAGCAUACGCUGACUACCACAGCCCGACAUACAGCAUCUAUGGGUUGUAUGAUGGGGAUAGGAAAAGUCGCGGAACAUCAUUUGGAUGCUGAUUUAGAUUGAUUCGGGCACAAACUAUACGACAUACUGUCACCUACUGUAGUUUUGUAUGAGAUUGUAACUUGGCAAGGUCGACUUAC